Molecule: messenger RNA, 699 nt
Organism: Hibiscus syriacus
Lineage: Eukaryota; Viridiplantae; Streptophyta; Magnoliopsida; Malvales; Malvaceae
Product: NAC transcription factor 47-like
Exons: 3
Coding region: 83-697 (204 amino acids)
Biological process (GO): regulation of DNA-templated transcription
Molecular function (GO): DNA binding
Source: RefSeq, a predicted model, not a curated record
UGUGGCUGGAAGGGAUGGAGUGCAUUCGAAUGUUGGUGUAAAGAAAGCUUUGGUGUUCUACAAUGGAAGGCCUCCAAAAGGGAUGAAGACCAACUGGAUCAUGCAUGAAUAUCGCCUUUCACACAGCCCUAAAUCCAACCACAACAAUACAUCAUUGAAGUCCAAAGAUUGUUCCAUGAGGUUGGAUGAUUGGGUUCUUUGCCGCAUAUACAAUAAAUCCCAUGCCUUAACUUCAACACCAGCAGCUGUAAAUGACCAAGUUCCAGAGGAAGAUGAAGCUGAACAGUUCAUUCAAGAUGCCCUUUUACCAGCCCUGAGAAGCCCUUCAACCAGCAACGAUAACAUUCUUAGCCUUCAACCCCAGAAAUCAUCUUCUUUCUCCAAUCUGUUAGAUUCCAUGGACUACUCGAUGCUUAGUAGUUUCCUUGCAGAUAACCAGUGCAACACAACUGGACAUAUCCCGGUCAGCAGCGACAGCAGCAGGUUGAACUCUUCGGUCCCAAGCAUGGAAAACAAAAUCGAGCGCCAAUAUUCAAUUAUUGAUGAGGAUUACUUGGAGCCGUCAAAGAAACAUAUCGGUUCUUGCAGUCACACUAAGAGCACCAGCCAAUCUAAUACGACUCAAUACAACUUACUAAACCAUUCAUUUUUGAACCACAGCUUACUUCUAAAUCAUCAUUUUCAAUUUCAUGGAUAGAA